Molecule: messenger RNA, 1458 nt
Organism: Aspergillus puulaauensis
Lineage: Eukaryota; Fungi; Ascomycota; Eurotiomycetes; Eurotiales; Aspergillaceae
Product: heme-dependent oxidative N-demethylase family protein
Exons: 3
Coding region: 1-1458 (485 amino acids)
Source: RefSeq, a predicted model, not a curated record
AUGGAUGUGCUGAGCACCCAAGAUAAACCGUGGUGGGCAGGAGUAGCACUCGUCGCCCUUGCAGCUCUAUGCCUCCUCAUCUCCAGCACCGGAAUACCCACGAUCCACGGAAUACGCAACCGCAGGGCAUCAACAAGCCACACCCCACCGCGCUCAAUCUCACCAGAGAAAAAGAAGCCCUCGCAGCAAAAGACACCCGCAACCCCCGUAGAUGUCCUGCCGCCGCAACGUCGUCAUGCCCUUGCAUCAAUAGGCCUACCGUACAAAGAAGUCCCCGAGGACGAAGUCCGACAGCGCAUCCUGCCCAUGAUAGAGGAUUACCGCGACUGCGAGGAGGAGCGCUACACGCCGACUGGAUUCUCGGUUGCCGAUGUCAAAGCCCUGGGCGACUUUCCUGACUAUGCGGCACUUAGUGACGUACCAUUGCCCGAGGCGUAUGAUAAAUUUGACAUUGAGAGGGCGCGGCCUAGGCCAUAUCGGCCAUUUAGGUGGAGUUAUCAUCAGACCAUGUCACUGACGAAGCUGGAGCCUAACUGGUGGAUUGAGGUUGAGAAUACGUACAGAAAACGAAUCGCUCAGCGUAAGGAGCUGUUUGCGAAACACGGCAAGAGCGUUCUGGGGUCACUUCCAGGAUCGGAAUUGGCGUGCAAAGAGCUCAUGGAAAUGGUUUUGCAGUUUCUCUGCGCAAGGUAUCCCCAGUAUUUCUCGUUGGUUGACAAGCGGAUUUUCAAGAACAAGAUCCUCGGCACGGAGCAGGAUGUUAGGUCGAAGCCUCCGUUGGAUAUAAUCAUGGACAAUGUCCCUGAGGACUUUGGUAUUAUGUUGCGCGAUGACAAGACUGGGAACUAUUUCUUGCGCGCAGGUGUGAUCUGCUCCGCACUGGGAUGGAACGUUGGGAGCAAAAUUGGGCUUCAGCUCCAUCAGAUUCAUGAUCCUAUUCCAGACUACAAAGAGAAGAUGAAGCUCUCUAUGGAUCGUUUCUUCACGAAGAUGCCGGUUGAUAAGCCUAUCCAACGAGGAUCCUGGGGCCUCGAGAUCGGAGAACCAUUGUACAUGCCCCCUGGUGAUCCUCAUGAGAAGCUUCGGACGUUCCAAGACCCCAAUCUUCGGCUGGAGGAUUGCCAUCUGCGAGUCGACUGGCAGACUCUUCGUCGUCUUCCUCUUUCGGGCGCCAUUAUUUUCAACUUCAAAGCACUGUUCACACCAGUAACGGAAUUCCGCGACGAACCUUGUAUUCCAGCGCUGGUGGCGAAGAUUAUGAAGGAGGGAAAGGAAAAUCUGCUCCAAUAUAAGGCCACAUGGCAUGUAGAGCAUGUGGUCCUUAAAAAGUUUGAAGAAUGGGCUCGAGAGCAAGAGGAGAAUAGUCUUGCUCCUAAAGGCUGGGAGGUGGCUACAUUAGAGGACAGUCCAUGGUUCAAGAAUUGGCAGGAGAAGUGGCAUCGCCAGCAAGGGUUUUAA